AUGAGCUUGACCAACUGGCUCGACAUAGAAGUGGCAGAUGUCAACGCGAAAUCCCAACCCAUCCCCUUCCACCGCCCGCACCCGAUGGAGAAGCAGUCUCUGAAAGUCCGCAUCGCCGUCCGCGACCUCUGGGAGCCGACUACGUCGCCCUCCUUUGCGCGGCUCAAAGAUGUUCUCGGUACUGCGCCAACAGUCAAUCCAGAGUGGGGCAUGCUCCACACCGCCCUCGGCGGGGUUUACAAUGACGACACGUUGUUUGUGCGACAGACAGCGAGCUUCGUCGCGGCGUGGGCCGAGGCAGCCAGCAGCGUGUGCAAGGACGAGGAGUUGGGCGACAAGAUGGUGGACAUGAUAGGAGGCACGACACUGCGCCUAUUCAUCGAUGUUUCGGCAGACAACAAGCCCGCGCAUGAGUGGAGCAAACAGCGUGGCGGCUUUGUUCUCUCCAUCCCGCGAGCUGUGCGCCAGGGGGAUGACUGUCGUGCAUUUUUCGGCGACGCUAUUCGCAAGACACUUGAAGUCUCACCUCCCGCUGCUGUCCCGCCUACCACUCUCGAGCCCGGGGCUGCGCCCGCGGCGCCUGGGUUGCGUGAGUCUAACGAUGACUGGGAGACUGUGCAUGUCGGACCCGCCUCAGCACGUCCCACUGUGCCCAAGCCCGAGUAUCUUCCGCUUGUUGGCUCCCUCCCCCGACCCGACGACCUCCUCCUCCGCCCACCGUACAACUUGCGCGUGCAGGCGUCCAGGAGCCUUGUCGUCGUCGAAAGCUCACACUCACCAACACUGCAACUGCUGCAUGACUACCUUACUCAGUGGUGCCGUGUCAACCACCACCGCACGGAUGAGCCUCCUCUGAUUGACAUCACUCUGCAUCUCUCGCCCUUUGCGCUUGGGCAGACGUUCGACCGCCUCGAACUGGAGGGUGGCAAACAGCUGCGGGAUGUCCUCCCCACAGCGAGCAUUGUGCUGAACAUCGUCGAGGGCGUGCUAGGGUACGAUCGAGUUGACAGCACCGCGUCGAGCUGGCUUUACUGCCGUACCGAACCGUUCCGGGCGUAG
Messenger RNA from Cutaneotrichosporon oleaginosum, 1059 nucleotides. RefSeq lists its product as uncharacterized. Lineage: Eukaryota; Fungi; Basidiomycota; Tremellomycetes; Trichosporonales; Trichosporonaceae. The record is from RefSeq and is a predicted model, not a curated record.